UAGCAUUACCCUGAUACCAAAAUCAAAGAUACAAACAAAAAAAGAAAACUACAGGCCACUAUCACUGAUGAAUAUUGAUACAAAAAUCCUCAAUAAAAUAUUGGCUAACUGAAUUCCACAACACAUUAAAGUUGGGGUGCAGUGUCGCAGGUUCACUCAACCCUUCCCGUUUUCCUCUCUGUGUGCGUCUGCUUUGCUGUGUUCCCUGGUGGCAGUGGCAGUGGCAAUGUUGGUGCAUGGGCCUCCCAGGACAAGGGGAAAGACAGCAAGGCCGAGGAGAAUGGCUCCGACAGCUUCGUGCACUCCGUGGACCCACAGCUGGAGCAGCAAAUGGAAACCACGCAGAACCUGGUGGACUCUUACAUGGCCAUUGUCAACAAGACCGUGUGGGACCUCAUGACCAAGGAGUUCAUCUUCUUGGAGCUGCUCUCCAACAUGUACUCACGUGGGGACCAGAACACAAUGAUGGAGGAGUUGGCAGAGCAGGCACAGUGGCGUGACCAGAUGCUGCGCAUGUACCACGUGCUGAAGGAGCCACUCAGCAUCAUCGGCGACAUCAACACGACCACCAUCGGCACGACCCCAGGGGCCUGUGGACAACUCCUGCCUGCAGGUGCAGAGUAUCCUUGCUGGACACAGGUACCAGGGCUGGCCCCCAUGGCCCCAAAGCCCCCCAACCCCCAUGGCUGA
Messenger RNA from Nomascus leucogenys (northern white-cheeked gibbon), 690 nucleotides. RefSeq names its product dynamin-1. The transcript has 3 exons. Bases 331 to 690 code for a protein of 119 amino acids. The record is from RefSeq and is a predicted model, not a curated record. Gene Ontology annotation, molecular function: GTP binding; GTPase activity. Lineage: Eukaryota; Metazoa; Chordata; Mammalia; Primates; Hylobatidae.